AUGAGUGGGAGAAAUUCCUCCAGAACCCGACCUGGCCGUGGAAACGCACGUGGGGGAAAUUCCUCCAGAGCCCGACCUGGCCGUGGGACGAUAAGGCAGAGGGGCCCAGAGGCCGAGGAUUACGAGGAUUACGAGGUGGAGGAGAUUCUGAUGCAUAUCCUGAAUGACAACGAGGAACCUGAGUUUAUGAUAAGGUGGAAGGGUUGGGGUGCAGAGCAUGACUCUUGGUUAACAGCGGAAGACUUGCAAAACUCCGGGGACCUCCUUACUUCUUACAUGGCACAGCAAACCAUAUCAGUUGCUAAAAUCAAUCGUAAACAAUGUGAGGUUUACGAAACGAAGCUUGUCGCUUCAAUCAAUCAAGUAGUUCAAGCUCCUCCAUCUUCAGCUUCGAGCUCUUCAAUAUCUAGUAGUGCUGCAAGUUCAGUCAUCAUAAACCCACCCGUCCAAUCGUCCGUUGAGUUAUCCCUCCAGCAACUCGUUGCUGACUUGAGGGAUAAUGUUGACGAAGCGCAAGUUAACCCCGCUUCAUCAACUCGACCUCUUUCCGUGUCGUCAAGACGGUCGUACGGAGAUCACAGACGAAGUCCUGCAGGACAGUUAAACAGAAGCUUCUGCAGAAGAUGCAAGACUAGAGGUCACCGUGAAAGUGACUGCCCCUCCCCUAAAUUUACCACCGCCAAUUUCCCCAUAUUGCCUGCCACAUUGAUACUUAAUUAAUAAGCAAAUUAAUACUUAGGGUUGCAAUUCCCAAAAUUUAUUUC
Messenger RNA from Folsomia candida, 764 nucleotides. RefSeq lists its product as uncharacterized. The coding region runs from base 1 to 720 and encodes 239 amino acids. Gene Ontology annotation, molecular function: nucleic acid binding; zinc ion binding. NCBI's taxonomy places the organism in Eukaryota, Metazoa, Arthropoda, Collembola, Entomobryomorpha, Isotomidae. The transcript is spliced from 5 exons. The record is from RefSeq and is a predicted model, not a curated record.